Molecule: messenger RNA, 891 nt
Organism: Seminavis robusta
Lineage: Eukaryota; Bacillariophyta; Bacillariophyceae; Naviculales; Naviculaceae
Source: the annotation of a GenBank genome assembly
AUGGCAGGAACAACUGAUUUGUCUUUUGCCUCUGUCUUCCGGCCAUGGCGCCCAGAGUUCAAGGAGAGUACUGAUGGGCAACCUCUUGCAACCGACCUUUUGCAGCUCUUCUCACCCCUUCCAGAUGAAAGACUUCCGGAAAACCCCUAUGUUGCUUUCUUUGUGCGCCGUGAUGUAUUGGUUGGCUUGAUUCUCUUCUAUGUUGCCAGUCUCUAUCUUUUUGCAGGGGUUCGAGAUGCAACCGGCUUUUCGGCAAAGGAGAGUCCAACCUUCCGUAACUUUGUCGCUGUGCACAACCUCUCUCUGGCAAUCUUUUCUGCUGUAUCUCUCUACAAUACUCUAUCCAUUGUGGUUGAAAAUAUGAUCAUGGGACCAGAUGGGUGGGUUGCUAUGGGCUGUGACACAGAAGGGGUCCAUUGGAACUCAGGCCUCGGUGGUUGGGCAUUCAUCUACUUCUUGUCCAAACUUCUUGAGUUUGUGGACACUUGGAUUCUUGUGCUAAAGGGUAAACAACCGUCCUUCCUGCAGGUAUUCCACCAUAUUGGGAUGGUCUUGAUUAACUGGGGAGUGAUCCGAGCCCGAUCAAGUUGGAUGUACUUUCCUGCAUCUCUCAAUCUGUUCAUCCACUCGUUGAUGUACACCUACUUCUUCAUAAAGACUCUCUAUCCCAAUGCUGAGAUCAAACAAGCCAAGUAUCUCACCAUGGCACAGAUAGGGCAGUUUGUCCUUGGAAUCACUGUUUCUUUGCUUUGGGCUUCAAAGUUGCCCACAUUAUGCAUCUCUCAAGCCUCAGCAUUCGUCCUCAUUCUUCUUCAAACCUACACAGCAAUCUUGGUUGCCAUGUUUGCAUCGUUCGCCCAUCACAGGUACAAGUUGCAUAAGAAGGCUUAA